Trichoderma reesei QM6a is the source of this 849-nucleotide messenger RNA. RefSeq lists its product as uncharacterized. The transcript has a single exon. Lineage: Eukaryota; Fungi; Ascomycota; Sordariomycetes; Hypocreales; Hypocreaceae. Bases 1 to 849 code for a protein of 282 amino acids. The record is from RefSeq and is a predicted model, not a curated record. Gene Ontology annotation, molecular function: hydrolase activity.
AUGCUAACACAAAGAUGCUGGUCCUCAGGCGGCGGGUUUGCCAUGGGAUCGAGCUACUUUUACUUUGAGUUCCUUCUCGCCUGGCAUAGCCUGCUGGUUGAUGCCGGAUAUGAAAACCCUGCCAUCUUUGCCUUGGACUACAGUCUCGUUCCGGAUGAGGUCUAUCCAACCCAGAUUCUCCAGACGCUCCAGGGUUACAAGCACGUCUUGGAUGUGGCCAAGGACGCCUCCAAGGUGUGCGUCGCUGGAGACUCCGCUGGUGGCACGUUGAUCCUCAGCAUGCUGCUCGAGGUUGGGAUUCAAGUACAGAGCCAGCAGGCCAUGGGGGUCAAGCUGGGGAAGAAGAGAGGGGUGCCGGGAGACUUCCGACCAGAUUUUGCCAUACCGCGAAUGGCCAUGCUCAUCUCACCUUGGAUAACCCUGGCCUCCAGCCUCCACUUUCUCUCUCCCGUCGACUACCUGAAUCGAAACACUCUCUGGAAAUACGGACACCAGUACGCUGGAGACACAAUGAUCCACGGCGGCAUGGCGUCGCCCGGACGGUGUGACGAUGUCAAGCUAUGGAAAGCAGCCAGCCCCGAGCGCGGCUACUUCAUCACGUACGGUGGAGACGAGGUCCUGGCACCGGAUAUCGAGAACUUUGUGAGCCGUCUGGGCGCCGGCAAGGUCGAAAUCGAAGCUCGAAGGUUUGACGGAGGAAUUCAUGCAUGGCCCGUGGCGUCGCUGUUCCUGUCCAGCACGAGGAGGAAGCGGCUGUACGGGCUGCGGACUAUUGUAGGAGAGAUUAGAAAACGAUUCGACAAAGCACCGGCAGGUAAAGCAAGGCAGAACGGAAGGCUGUCAGAUUAG